This is a messenger RNA of Ahaetulla prasina, 3001 nucleotides long. It is a transcript of the gene PRMT3, whose product is annotated as protein arginine methyltransferase 3. The coding region runs from base 113 to 1714 and encodes 533 amino acids. The record is from RefSeq and is a predicted model, not a curated record. Gene Ontology annotation, cellular component: nucleus. Gene Ontology annotation, molecular function: protein-arginine N-methyltransferase activity. The transcript has 16 exons. NCBI's taxonomy places the organism in Eukaryota, Metazoa, Chordata, Lepidosauria, Squamata, Colubridae. Gene Ontology annotation, biological process: peptidyl-arginine methylation.
UUAACCCGGAAGUGAGGGUAAGCUUCUCCCUCCACGUGGGAAGAGUCUGAUCUGUGUGUUGUUAUCGUGGGAACUUUCGGCGAAGGGUUUGAACUUUUAACGGGUUGCAGUUAUGAGUGCCGGGGCGUCUGCGGCGAUCGGCGAAACGGAGGCACCGGCAGGAAGGCUUUGUUUGUCGGAUAGCGAGAAUGAGGACGCUUGGGAGGAGGAGGAGGAGGAGGAUGGUGCCGACGAUACCAGCGCCGGAAUGGAGGGACCUUCGCAGAGCACUCCCUGCCUUUUCUGCGACAGAUUUUUCAGUUCAGCUGAAGAUAGUUUUUGCCAUUGUACCUCAGACCACGGAUUCAAUAUUGAAAUGAUGGUUCAAAAACAUAGGCUUGACUUCUAUGGCUACAUUAAGCUAGUAAAUUUUAUUAGGUUGCAGAAGCCAGAUGCAGAGUAUGUAAAUUCUCUUAGACCUCCGUUUCCUUGGAAUGAAGAUAACUAUUUGAAGCCUGCAAUAGAAAAUGACUUAUUACUACAGUUUGAUGUAGAGGACCUUCUUGAUUCUCCUAGUAUUUCUUGUCCUAAUGGAGUAUCUGAGGCGUCAUCUCUUCUUGAAUGCUUGAAAAAUGCUGAGCACAGAACUGAAUUGGCAGAAGCUGCUUUGGCCAGAGCCCAAGAUGAUCUACAGAAAAUGAGGCAAUUUGCGCAGGAUUUGGUGAUGAACACAGAAAUCGGAAGUAGCUCAUCUCCCAGCACGACUGGGAACUUAAAGGAGGAUGAGGAAGACGUUUACUUCAGCUCAUACGGGCACUUUGGGAUCCAUGAAGAAAUGCUAAAGGAUAAAGUGCGUACUGAAAGCUAUCGUGACUUCAUUUAUCUAAACCCGCACAUCUUUAGAGAUAAGAUUGUCCUAGAUGUUGGAUGUGGCACUGGAAUCCUUUCCAUGUUUGCUGCCAAAGCGGGUGCAAAAAAGGUGAUAGGAGUAGAUCAAUCUGAAAUCAUUUAUCAAGCCAUGGACAUCAUUAGGCUCAAUGGACUUGAAGACAGUAUUUAUUUGAUCAAAGGAAGAAUUGAAGAAGUUGAUAUACCUGUUGAAAAAGUUGAUGUUAUCAUAUCUGAAUGGAUGGGCUAUUUCCUCCUCUUCGAAUCUAUGCUGGAUUCAGUCAUUUAUGCAAGGGACAAAUAUCUGGCCAAAGGAGGCUCAGUGUAUCCUGACUCCUGUACCAUUAGCCUGGUGGCUGUAAGUGAUAUCGCUAAGCAUACAGAUCAAUUGACUUUCUGGGACGAUGUCUAUGGCUUCAAUAUGUCCUGCAUGAAAAAAGUGGUAAUGCCUGAAGCGGUUGUGGAAGUCUUAGAUUCGAGGACUCUCAUAUCUGAAGCUUGUAUCAUCAAGCGGAUAGACUGCCAAGUUGUCUCAGUUCCAGAAUUGGAAUUUUCAUCUGAUUUCAUUUUGACGGUCAGCAAGACUUCCAUGUGUACGGCAAUUGCUGGAUAUUUUGAUGUGCAUUUUGAGAAGAAUUGUAAGAAACAAAUCCUGCUUUCAACUAGUCCCUGUUGUACCAAGACACAUUGGAAACAAACAAUGUUUUUCCUGGAAAAACCAAUUUCUGUCAAAGAAGGUGAAGAACUGAAAGGAAGGAUAACGAUACACAGAAACCGAAAAGAUCUCCGUGCCCUCAUUGUAACACUUUCAGUUAAAAAUGUGAAACAAACAUAUAGUCUGCAGUGAACAUUGCUCCACAAUCAGCUUGAGAGGCUUAGUUUAAUUACCAGAUGCUUCUUUUUGAAGCAGAAAAAGCUGGAUAAAAUUUUAAGUUCAUUUGGUUCUACUUCCAAUAACUUUUGUUUUCCUGGACAUAUAGAUGAUCUUUUUUCCUGGACAUAUGAGACAACUGACUGUGCUUGGCAAUCAGCUCAUGCAGUCCUAAGAAAUUAUUUUCGAGCCAAAGUGGCACAGUGGUUAGAGUGCAGUACUUCAGGCUACUUCAGCUGACUGCUAGCUGCAGUUCAGCAGAUCGAAUCUCACUGGCUCAAGGUUGACUCAGCCUUCCAUCCUGCCGAGGUGGGUUAAAUGAGGAUCCAGAUUGUUGGGGGCAAUAUAUUGACUCUGUAAAUUGCUUAGAGAGGGCUGUAAAAGCACUAUGAAGCGGUAUGUAAGUCUAAGUGCUAUUGCUAUUUCACCUUGUGGGGGAAACUAUUACUACAGUAUUGAGAUUCUCAGUCAUCUUUGGGUUGUCCCAAAGUUGCCUUUUCAAUGGGCAACUGGACUUUCUGGUUUUUCUUUGAAGAUGUUUUGCUUCUCACCCAAGAAGCUUCAUCUUCAAAGAAAAACCAUAAAGUCCAGUUGCCUCUUGAAAAAGCACCUUUGGGACAUUAGUAGAGUAGCAAUCCUCUGCCCAAUCUCUGAAUGUUCUGUAAAUGUAAGAAUGCAUUGCCGUAGAAAUACAAUGCAGAUCUACAUCUAGAAAUGACAUUGCUUGUACAAUGAUUUUUUUUUGAAGAGUUCAUAUUAUUAGAUGGGAUCCAGAAUUUAUUUUUACAGGGAUGGAAUCUCCUGGAGUUUUCUUCACAGUAGGGGUAAGGCAAGCUUUGUCCGUCACCCCUGCAGGCAGCCUUAUUACCGAUUCCAUUCUUCCGGAGAGUCUUCAGAACAGAUUUCUGAGAAUCUUUAGGACUUCCUGGCAGUUGGAUUCCUCCUCUGGUUCAAAAUCUUUAACUUUGCAAGAAUCAAGAGUCUUUUAUGUCUGCAGGAAGCAAGGCCUACUUUCAACAUAAUCAUAAAAAUACUGAAGACAUGCAAAUAGAGCUAUGUGGAUACCAGACCAUUUGGAUUUGAUUAGCUUCAACGAUGCAUAGGCAAGAAUUAGGCUUUUGCACACAUUAUUUUUAUAAACAUAAUUUCAAAAUAAAUUCAUUUCUUGGUCUUUGGAUUUCAAAUGUACAUAUGAUAUUAUUAGAUUGUAAUAUCUUUCAAAUGUUAAAAAUGGAAUACAAAAAUUUGCUGUUAUUAAAAUCA